CUUCUCUUCCUUUCCCGUCUUUUUUCCCUGGCUUGGCUCUGCAACGUCCAGAACUGCUUUUUGCGUGUCCUUGGGUAAUCAAUUAUCGCUGUCUGGACUCUUCCUGCUUCUCAUUCCGGGCCGUUGUUUGGACCGUCGUCGUUGUCGCCGCCACCGCCGCCGCAAAAUACAGUCCCAAGAGACGCGACACCGCGCUACUUUGCCUCCACAAUGCCGAUAUGGGAUCCUCUUGUUCCUGCUGAACGUGUCAUUCAACGCUGUCUGGCGCGUCUUCCACCAGCCAUCAGUCAUUGGUUCGGAUACAGACACAAGACGUUACCGCCAUCCCGCACGUGGCUCGUUUGUGUGUGGGGUUUCAUCGGCGCCUUUUGCGGUCUCAGUACCAUCCUGGCUAUUUUCGGGCAUACAGACUACUUUCGAAGCCGUGCUGUGCCGCCUAUUGUUGCCUCAUUUGGCGCCUCCGCAAUCCUCUGCUACGGCGCUAUUGACGUGCCUCUCGCGCAACCUCGCUCCCUGAUCUUUGGCCAUUUCUUCAGCGGCCUUGUUGGCGUCAUUAUCGCCACAAUCUUCCAGUUCAACCUUGAGAACGACCCGUAUCCCCGUCUCCAAUGGCUCGCAGCUGCACUCGCAACUGCCAUCGCACUAGUCGUCAUGCAUCUGACCAAGACGACGCACCCGCCCGCCGGCGCCACAGCCCUACUUCCAUGCAUCGAUCAGCACAUCUGGGCACUACGGUGGUAUUUUUUGCCCGUGCUACUGCUUAGCUCGACAAUUGUUCUCGUAACUGCAAUGCUCUUGAUGAACCUGCAGAGACAGUAUCCCAAGUUUUGGGUUGCACAGAUCCCCUCUGCGCCACCAGUGGAAAAGAAGGAGGACAAGGAAACGAAGAAAGACGUGACAGAGGGAUCGGAGGCUAGUAGUGCACGGGAUACACUACAGGAUAUGGAAAGAGGGCCUCUGUGAUUGAUUUGCUGCUAUGUUUGUAUGGUCAUACUGGUGUUUGAUGCAGUAGUUUGUUGUCGACUCUCGAAAAUAUCGACAAGGAGAAAAUUGUUCUUUGUCGUUCUAAUUGACGGAAUAGCACAGGAGAAUGUACAAAAGUGAUAUUUAGGGUGUGACUGAAGUGGUCAGGCAGUCGAUG
Molecule: messenger RNA, 1141 nt
Organism: Exserohilum turcica Et28A
Lineage: Eukaryota; Fungi; Ascomycota; Dothideomycetes; Pleosporales; Pleosporaceae
Exons: 2
Coding region: 211-963 (250 amino acids)
Source: RefSeq, a predicted model, not a curated record